CUCCCACCUGAGGAAGACGUUUAACCACCUGUCUAUUGAACACUCCUCCUAACACAAUUCAGAAAGAACCUUCAUCGUGUAAACAAGGAUUUUAUUGUAUGCAGAUAGCAUUUUUCUACUAUUUGUUCAAUACACACGAUGUCAAACAAUGCGUUUUUUUAUUCGAGAAAGGAUCCAGCCUGCACAUGUGAAGAUUAGAUGCAGUUGAUGAAGACUGUGUUACUCUUUCUGUUCUUCUAUUUUAUUUCCGGUAAGUAAACGCGAUACAUUUUAAUUAGCAUAUCUGAACAUACACAAGCUAAAGCCUGCAUUUUUUUCAUCCCUACUAAAAAUCACUCCUGUGAAUCUGUACCUUAUAUUUUCAUAAUAAUGGGGUUAUUCACUGAAGUGAGAAUUCAAAGUGAAAUUCAAAUUUAAGGCUAGAGUAGCAUAGCUGAAAAUGUUUAUAGUUUGGCUAUUUUUACCUUAAAUCUGACAUUCAUAUAACCCUGUAUAUGAGACAUUCAUAUAACCAUGUAUAUAUUAGUUUCUAUUUGUUUGCAUUUUCAUUUAUACUUUUUACUGAUUAAUGUAACUUUGGCUGGGUUUUUCCUUGUUGGGGGCACAGAUGGGGAAUAAAUUUUUUACUAUCAUGUCUUCCUGGACACCUCUCGUGUUCAUCCUGAUUAGCAGCACAUAAAAGGCAAUAUCAAGUCAGUAAUAGGCAAUCAAUCAUAUCCCAUAAGAUAUUUGCAUACUCUGUGGCAGCAUUCUUCAUGUGCUGGCAGUCAUCCUAAACUAGUGAUGUAUGUCCACUCCAGGCCGAUAUGCCAACGCUUACCAUUAGUGAUUUUUGGAUAUACAUCACUGGCAAGGAGUCUGCAAUCCCAUCAUUUUUUUUUUUUUUUUUGUAACUGCAAUCUGUCUUUUACUUAAUGUAUUUUGCUAUUUUUCCCACCCUCUUCCAUGUUUUCAUCCUCUUGUCCUUUUAGUCUUUUAUAAAUGAUAUCAAAGGAGAACCUGGCCAUCCUAAGUGCUAUGAAAUCUAGGCAAAUUCACACCUGCAGGACCUGUGCAGGUAUUCCUUCUUUCUUUUAUGUUAUUUGAGAUAAAUAAGGGUGAAUGGCAUUGCGUCAUAUACUUAAUAACACAAAACGUCUUUCAAGCAAUACAUAAUAAAAAAAAUAUUUUGUUUUUCAAAAUAUUUGCAAGCAGUUGAAUUAGGAAAUAAACUUGCGAAAACUAGGAUGGUAUUUGUUUGAUGGUGCUUGUUACUUGGGAUUGGGUGGCUACAUAAAUUGUACUUAUGGACUCUUGAAUUCCACAUUUGUAGUGUUUACUGCUAUGCCAAUAGCAAAGUCCACAGGUGAAUUUUUAUUCCAUAUUAAGUGACACUAGGGUAUGUUUGUCAUAAUUGAAAGUUAAUGACUUGUUUGUACAAACUUCUCAUAUGCACACACACUGACACACAUACAGAUACAAACACUACAUCCAUACAUACAGACACACAAAAACGCACAUAGAGGUCAAAAUUUUAGCCACCCUCCUUUUGAGUUCAGGAGGAUGGUUUCUGUUUGAUUGGGCUGUUGGAAAUUAGUGUCUUACACUGUAGGCCCACCCCAUAAUUUCUGCCUUCUUCUCUCGCUCCCACGUGGUGUUUGUGUCAGCUGGGAGGAAGUACAAGGGUCUCACUUUCUCCCAUUGCUGCAAUCAUUAAAGGGGCCCCAUCGCACUGUUAAAAUGCCAUGGCGCAAGACCAGGCCCUUCAUGGCACAUGUUACAAACUGCCAUUUGUAACUGGCCCUUUAAAUGACAAAUUGCCCUGCUUCCCUGGGUUGUAGAGAAGCCUAUUUGCCAGCCUCCUUCCUCAUGACUAUGGCCCCUGGGAGAUUGUGCCCCUGAAAACUUCUGGACUUUUAUUGGGUGUGUAUGGCCCUUUAAGAACCGUCUGGGGACAUAUGGUGACUUUGGUGAACAAUGCCCCUUUAAGACUAUGUCCCCAGACCGGUAAAAUAACUUGUUCCAGGCUUACUGAACCAAGUACCACACAGGCGGACCACCCAGAAGUGGAAGUGUGCAGGCAAUUUUACCACAUGACAGGAGGCUUCAUAUUUUGCAUUAAACUCUCUUUACUAACUCACACAGCAGUAAAGAAAAGUGAAAAACAUUAACCAAUCAAAAUGCAAUAGUAAGCAUAGUAUUCACAGAGAUAAGGCUCCUCCCCCUCUUUCUUUACUGCUCCAUCAGCAGACAGGUCAGAGUUUUUGGCUCUUCCCUUACUUUUCAUUGUUCAUACUGUUUGUUUAUCUUUGAUGCUUUAUAUAUUAUUAUUUCCCUAUUUGUUUUCUAGGACUUCUGUCCUUCUGCCUUAUACUGUCCCUCUCAGGAUUUCCCCCCUACCAUCAGGGACUUAGAUUGGUACCUUCUGUUUUAAUUCCCUUAUUUAUUGCUUUCUUGUCUUUGUUAUUAUUUAUUUUAUGUUUCCCCCUUUUGUUCUGUGUUAUUGAUUUGUUUUUCCGCGUUCCGAUCUCCCUGCUUGGGAGAUCGGAUCGUUGAUUCCUCCUCGAGGGUAACGCUCACCCUCCUCUCUAUUUGUCCGCCGCGCGGCUUCUCAGCCGCUCUCACUAGCCGACACGGCGGGAAACCUCUUUCCCGUCCCUCCGGCGGCCAUAUUGGAUCUCGCGUCUCGCGAGAGUUACGGCCGCCAUCUUGGGAGACCCACGGUCUCCGUUUUUUCGGCUCCCGACCGCGUUUGCCACACACUAUUCAGGCAGGGGUCAGCAGGUUAGUACAUCGCCCAUCUAACCUCCCAUAAGGACUGCCAGUCCCAUACAUUGUGGACCACUAUCAGUCCACUAAUAUUAGGUGGAUUUUGUGCCACCUUUCCUAUACCUAUAUAUAACUGGGUGAGGCCCUUUAAGUAUUGCUGCUUUCAGGUGGAUUUUGUGCCACCUAUAUGUGUAUAUUGUCAUUUUAAGCAUGGUAAUAGGUGGAUUUUGUGCCAUCCUCAUACAUACACAUACCUGGGUGUAGCCCAGUAAAAAAUCCCAAUCUACCCUGCUGGGGAAGCUGGUAUUCCUAUACCACAUACCUGACCUGUACAGGUCCACCCUGCUGGGGUGCCUACAGAGCUAAAUUAUAUACUUAUACCCUGCUGGGGUUCUAUUGGUACCACUGAUACCAUAUUUCCUGUGUGCAACACCACAGCCUGACCCCUAGCCCUACCCUGUGCCUCAAGACUACCUAUACGGUCCUACUCCUAAAAUACUAUGGAAUCUUCCCAAAACCCUGCAGAUUUUCAGGCCAUGAUCUCUGAGGCCAUCUCCGCAUCUAUGGAGAAAGCACUUUCCAGGGUCAUGACGGCAUCAGCCGAUCUAACCAUGUCUUCCUCUAAAGCCACACCCCAUGACUACGAUUCUGAGGCUUCUGAAUCGCAGACACAAGCCGACCCACGGCCUAUUAAACGCCACUGGAAGGGCGAAAAGGGGACCGUUGUCCCGGGCAAAGGCAAGGCUCCUACCAAACGCCAUAAGCCAACCCGACCUGCCCCCACCCCUCAACACGGUUACUCCUCGGAUGAAGGGGAAGACCCCUCGCACUCCUUGGCUAUACUGGACGAGUGGAAAGCGGCAGACUCCGACUCACAUGAUGACGAGUGGGCUCGGACACCGGUUCCCGUACCGGUUUCUUAAGAGGCACGUUCCUGGAUGACAUCCAACUACCAGAUGACCUCGCAUCUGCCCAGGAAGAAGGAGAGGCCAUCCUCGACCCUACUGGACAACGCCUCUUUGACCCUCGUAACAUACGACACCCACGCUCGGCGGACUGGACUCCGCCUGACCACCUCUCCAAAUUUAUGCACCGGUGGCUCCGCAAACCACUGGACAAGACAGUGCGCAACCGCCUUCGCUCCGAAUGUCCUCGCCCUUCGCUCCCCGAUCAUGUGGCUCAGACACCCGAAUUCGACCAGGUCAUGACCACGUUCAUGUCUCGAGGCGGCCGUGACCCCCGAAGAGGCGUGGAAAAAGGAUUCCACGGAGUCCAGGACAAGUUGCUGGACUCCAUUGGCCCACUUGCCCGCAUCAUGUAUUUGGCGGAUGACGCCUUUCAACGAGCUGACCAGUUUGAUACCAGCAUGGUAAAAGAAUGGGCUCAUGAUAUAAGGGAAUGGGCACACAGGUGCUUCUGUUUUGUUGGUAACACCAACGUUGCCCUCUCCUCUGAGAGGCGUAAAGCAGCAUUGCUCCGCAUUGACGGUAAGCUGGUGGAAUUGGGCACCAAGGAGUUAGGACCGCUGGCACAGGGCAAGUUGUUUGGCGAAGCUUUCUUGAAAGAACUAAACAAACACGUUAACAUAUUCACAUCCCUGAAUAAAGCUCAGUCUUCAAUGAAGCGAGUCUUCAGGGGCUACCCCAGUCGGGGUGUUUUUGGACGGGCUGGCCGCCAGAGGGGCCGUGCUGCCAGCCGCUUCUGGCCUACAGGCCCCCGUGCCCACAGACCUCAGCCCUUCUACCCAGAAGUCGGCUUCAGACAACCCUUCUCCUAUACCAGAGGAGCCGACCGAGGCAGAGGACCACGUGGUCGUGGCAGAGCACGCUUCCCCACAGGUAAGCAGCCUUUUGAAUUCCCCCUUUUCCCCACGUACUGCUGGUCGUAUCGCUCUAUAUUUUCAGACCUGGACCACCAUCUCCGCGGACGCUUGGAUCCACCAGACGGUGUGAGGAUACAUCAUCGAUUUCGUGGACAUCCCGCGCCAGAAUUUUUCCCCACACGCUACACGAUGCUCAGCGGAGGACCGCCGACUCAUCGACGGCGAACUGCAGGACCUCCGAACGAAAGGGGCGAUCGAAUCCGCUCCAAACAGAGGGGGUUUCUUCAGCAAUAUCUUCCUGGUCAAAAAGAAAACGGGAGAUUUCAGACCAGUCAUAAAUCUAAGGCAGCUAAACGCAUACGUGAUGUACCGACAUUUCAAAAUGGAAGGCAUCCACCUUCUAAGAGACCUCCUUCAAGACGGGGACUGGUUCACUGGUUCACCUCAAGGACGCGUACUUGUCAGUACCCGUCCACGUCUCAUGCCGACAGUUCCUCAGGUUUCAUUGGAACGGCCUACCGUGGCAGUUCACAUGCCUUCCAUUCGGCCUCAGCUCAGCCCCAUGGUGCUUCACCAAGCUGCUAAAGCCGGUAGUUGCACAUCUACGCACACAAGGCAUUCGUUGCAUUAUCUACCUGGACGACCUGCUACUGUUUUGCUCAGACAAGUCCAGACUGACUCUACACACGCAAUAUACCAUCCGUUUCCUGACGUCCCUAGGAUUCGUUGUGAAUCACCAGAAGUCGGCAAUAUCUCCAACCCAGACCAUACAAUUCUUGGGCUUCGAGAUAGACUCCACGUCCAGCACCCUGCGACUGCCAAUGUCAAAAAUCACAGCCAUCAAGAAGGAGCUACGCCGGGUCCUCCGUUGCCACUCCAUUCCACUCCGCACCUUGGCGCGAAUUGUAGGUCUACUAUCCGCUUCCAUCCAGGCAAUUUUCCCGGGACCGCUCCACUACAGAGCAAUGCAACGCCUGAAGAUGUCCUUCCUUCGCCGGAACCCUUCCUACGAUCAGACCAUCCCGAUAACGGAGGAAGUCAAACAAGAACUCAGCUGGUGGUUGGACAGCAUGGAGGCAUGGAACGGCCGUGCCAUUUUCGGGAGCUCACCCGACACAGUCCUGGAGUCGGACGCGAGCCUCUGGGGCUGGGGCGCAACUUGCGAAGGCAGGUCGACAGGCGGUGCCUGGAGUUCCCAAGACCUCAACCUCCACAUAAAUUGUCUGGAACUCCUGGCCGGGUCGUUCGCGAUCCGCAGCCUAGCAGGAAACAAGUCGAACUGUUGCAUCCUCCUCCGGAUGGACAACAUAUCUGCGGUCCGCUACAUCAACCGCCUGGGAGGUGCACGAUCCCGACUCCUCUCGGAAAUAACGAAAGGGAUCUUCGACUUCUGUCUACCACGCAACAUCUCCCUCAUUGCAGAGUAUCUCCCGGGAGAAACGAACCUGACGGCAGAUUGGUUCUCACGCCACUGGCGAGACAGCAGCGACUGGAGACUGGACCCGCAGAUAUUCCAGUGUCUGUCGUGCAGGAGGGGUCCCUUUCACCUGGAUCUGUUUGCAUCACGCACCAACAGGCAGACGACCAACUACUUCAGCUGGCUCCCGGACCCGGAGAGCAUGGCAGUGGACGCAUUCCUCCAACCAUGGCCGCCCAGAGGAGCUUACGCCUUUCCCCCUUUCGCCAUGAUAGCGAGGACGAUUCAGUACCUGAAGACCCAACGAGGGUCUCUUCUCCUCAUCGCUCCCCUAUGGCAGAGCCAACCCUGGUUCCCGGACCUCCUGGCAUCGUCCUUCAUGGAUCCGCUCCUCAUACCAUCCUACCCAACACUCCUCACGGACCCGAAAGACAACCCCCAUCCUCUCGUUCUGGAAGACCGUCUCGCCCUAGUGGCUUGGACUCUUUCAGGGGUGCCUGGCAAACCAGCGAGUUAUCGCAGGCAGCUAGAGAUCUCAUAUGGGACUCAUGGGCUCCAGGUACCAGGCGAUGUUACCUAUCAGCUUGGUCCUCCUGGUCCUCUUGGUGCAGUGAACGGAACAUCGAUCCCUUUACUGCCCCUGUGACGGCCAUUUUGAAUUUUCUUUCCUUUCUUUUUUCCACGGGCCGUUCUUAUCGCUCUCUCAACGUUGUCCGCUCCGCGAUUUCGGCGGCGCACGACCCGGUCAUGGGAAUCCCUGUAGGCAAAGACCCCAUGGUCUGCAGACUCCUGAGGGGCGUUCGGUUGCAGAGACCCCCUCAACCCAAAUACUCCCGCUUAUGGGACGUCGAAGUCGUCCUACAAUUCCUAAGGGAUUGGCCGGACAACGGCAGACUAUCCCUACGACAACUCUCGGCAAAGCUAACACUGCUACUCUGCCUUGUCUCGUUCCGCCGGGUCUCGGACGUCCGCGCUUUCGACUUCGACGCCUUUUCGGUCUCUCCAGAGGGAGUUACCUUUCGGUUUCACGUCGGACGAAGUCGGACUCUACGUCGGUCUUUUAUCCGUUUUUCCCGUCUGACCCACAGCUCUGCGUGGUGGCUACCCUACGUCGGUAUGUGGAGGUCACAUCCCCUCUCAGGGUCGUCCCCUCGGGUCAACUGUUAGUAUCUUAUGUUAGGCCACACGUGCCAGUCUCAGUCACUAGACUGAUGGAUAAGAUGGAUUCUAUCAUUGGCAGGAGUGGACGAGACUUUCGGAGCCCACUCCGUCCGUGGAGCGGCGGCUUCUUCGGCCUUCUCGGCGGGUGCUUCUCUGACAGAUAUCCUACGCUCGGCGGAUUGGUCGCGAGAAUCUACCUUUCGGACAUUUUACUUCCGCCCGAACUCGGGAGCAGCCUCAUCUCUCCUUCACCAGCGUUAAAAAAUGCAAAAUAUGAAGCCUCCUGUCAUGUAGUAAAAUUGAAGAUUAUGCUAGCUUUAGUGUACCUAUAAUCUUAAUUUUAGUAAUGACAGGAGGCGAGUAUUUUCCCGCCCAUCCCUCCCUUGGGAGAUAAGGCUCACGUAAGUAUGUCUGACUCUGUAUGCUUCAGUCUCUGUUUGUGUUUGCUUGUUCUACACUUUAUUGGAGAUAACCUUGAUCGUUUUCUUACUUGGUAUUCUGUUAUCAUUAUUUUCAGUUAUAUAUUAUCCCUGUAUCUAAUCAUGGGCUGUUACCUUUAAUUCAACCAGUCUCCAGACCGGUUCCUAACCUAUUUCACGUUCUCUUUCAGUGUAAUUCCGUAGCCUUACAGCUCAUUUUCAGGACGGACUCAACUACGACUUCGCCUGCUCAACCUUCAUUUUUGGAUAAUCGCCCGUUGGCGCCUGUUAUGGAACUCUGGACUCUUUGGACCUGUAUUCAUGAUGUCGCAUUAGAAAGAGGGGGAGGAGCCUUAUCUCUGUGAAUACUAUGCUUCCUAUUGCAUUUUGAUUGGUUAAUGUUUUUCACUUUUCUUUACUGCUGUGUGAGUUAGUAAAGAGAGUUUAAUGCAAAAUACUCGCCUCCUGUCAUUACUAAAAUUAAGAUUAUAGGUACACUAAAGCUAGCAUAAUCUUCAAUUUACCUCCCAGGCUGGGAGCCUGCUGUAGGUAAAUUGGCGACCGCUGGGUGGCCGCAGUUUGUGCAAACCAACACAUGGCGGCGGCCAUCUUUGUUCAUUCAAACGAGGUCAGCAGUAUGUGUAGCCAAAUCCAUGGAACUGAAAUCGGCUACACAUUUUCACGAACACCACUGACCCUUUCCCUCUCCUACACUCCGUUUUCAGCUUCAGAGACUAAGUCCCGUUCGGCAGUUUGAACUCACUGCUAUACUAAGCCAAAUGCAUGAAUAGCCUCGUUCGUGCAUUCGAAUGGGACUUAGUCAUUUUUCAGUGUGAAAUAGACCGACUGCACAGCCCAAAUCUAUGGAACUGUUUUGGACAGGAAAAUGUGCUUGCGGUCGGUCAUAAAGGACUUCUGUCUAACUUUUGAUCUACUGAAGGGAUUUGUAUGAUUUUUGAGUGUUUAUGUUUAAAGUAUGCUGAUUCUGAAUAUGUAAUUUUGAAGAUUGGAUGUAAGGUUUUUAAGUUAUAGUACAUGUAUAAAAACUGUAUUUUUCCUGCCUGUGAUAAUUAUGUUAACCAUAAUUAGAUCACAGGCAGAGGGGAGGAUUUUGUGUGUAAUUGCUGGGAGAGUUUUCUGUAAUGUACGUGUGUUAUUGGUUGUUCUGUAAAACCCUGUGGGUGGUCCUAUGUAAGGAAAACCUGCAUAAAAGAAGGCCCUUUGGUGCCAAAUAAAUGAGAAUGACUUGACCCUCUAACUUGCAGCCUUGAUUCAUGUUUGUAGGGGACAGCUAUAAUCACUACAGGGAUUGCUAUGCUCUUCAUACUCCCUUAGCCACUGAGCUCUUGUAAGAGCUCUUGUUCUUGAUCCUGCUUCGCUCUACAGAAGGAAGAGGAUCACCUACUGGAACCUGGAGCCUGGUCGUAGGUCCAGGGUGGAUAGCCGACGGCGAGAUCCUAGCCCAGCAGCGGCGGUUAGUGGAGUCUGCAGUACUUAUGGUGUCUACGUAGUAGUUAUGGUGUCUACGGUGCUGAUGGUCCUUUGGGAGCGCUAGGAGCAUCCUUUGUAUGGUCCAACUUCCAGCCAGCCUGGAGGCAACCGUAACAGCACAUAUCCAUUGGGUGGCAGUAAAAGCAAAUGGGCUACCCGAAGAGCCCCUUCAGCCUGUGGGCCGCCUUUAUGGAUUUAUUUUGUGUGUACCCCUGUGGGAAAUGGUUUGUACCCCUGGAACCACUGGUAUACAGGGCUGGUGCAAAGAAUUUUGGGUACAUAGGCGAAGAUGCAUUUUUCCGCCCCCCCAAAAACAUCUUCACCCAUGUGCCUCUUAACCUCCCUUUUGUGUUUCUUAUCCCGUCUUUUAAAUAUCUGACUCCCUUUGCCUUUGUGUGUCUCCUAUCUCUCCUCUUUGUAUGACUCUUACAUCCUCCCACAUUUUGUGUCUUACUCCUCCCAGCCCCUUUGUGUGACUCCUUUUCUCCCAGCCCCUUUGUGUCUCUUUCCUUCUCAAACCCCGGUGUGUGUUUCUUUCACAUCCAGUCCCUCUCCCUGUCCCUUAAUGGUCCCCUCCCUUCUCUGACCCUUACUGUACCUCUCCCCUCUCUCCUCCUUUUCCUGUUCCUCAGUGUUCCUUUCCCUUCCCCCCUCCUUUCCCUGUCCCUUAGUGUUCCUCUCCCCUCCCCCCUCUGUUCCCUGUCGCUUAGUGUUCCUCUCCCCCUCCCUCCUUUUCCUGUACCUUAGGGUAUCUCUCCUUAGGGUAUCUCUCACAGACACUGUCCCUUGGUGCGCCACCCACCCCCAUAGUGGUCCCCUCCCCUUCCUGGUGUGCCUCCUACCUUUCUUGUAGCGUGGCUGAGCGGAGCGAAGUUCCUGUACCACGAUACACUCCGCUUGGCCACGCUACAGUCAGGGGUGUAUAAACACUGACAGUCACACACACUCAGUGACAAAUACACAGACAUCUCUGACAGCCAGACUCACUUAUCUGACACACUCAUUCAUUGACAGACACUCACACGCACACUGACAGACUCAUUGAAAAAAACACACUGACACACACACACACAAACUCACAUGCACAUACUGACAGACACACGUACUCACAUGCACAUACUGACAGACACACAUACUCACACACACUGACAGACACACAUACUCACACACACUGACAGAACCACACACACACACACACACAAACUCACAGACACACAUACUCACAUGCACACACACACUGACAGACACACAUACUCACAUGCACACACACACUGACAGACACACAUACUCACAUGCACACACACACUGACUGACAGACACACAUACUCACAUGCACACACACACUGACAGACACACAUACUCACACACACACUGACACACACAUACUCACAUACUCACAUGUACACACACACACAGUAAUUAAUAAUCUAAAUUAACAUUUCCCACCCAGCCUCCCUACCUGGAGAGCUGGCGUGGGUCUCUCAUUGGUGGUCCAGUGGGGCUGCUGGGAGGCGUGCGGCUGAAUUGGAUGCCGAGGUGGCGAGGGAGCUCUGAUCUCUCUGAUCUGCUCCCUCGCAGGCUGCUUACUGCUGCCGCGGGAGCGGGAAUAUGACGUCAUCAGUAAACAGCCUGCGAGGGAGCACAUCAGAGAGAUCAGAGCUCCCUCGGCAUCCAAAUAAGCCGCACGCCGCGCCGGGGAUCCAGGAGGUGACCUGGCAGGAGGGAGCACUUCGCUCCUGCCGGUCACUGGAAUUUUGCGCCCCCAGAGCCGGUGCGCCCUAAGGCGGCCGCCUGUGCCGCCUUAUGGACGCGCCGGCCCUGCUGGUAUAGCGGAAUUUAAAUUGAUAUUAAUAAACACCAGGGGUUUUGCAUCAAAUUGUGACUAGAGCUCACUUAAAUAAUAAUUUCCAAAUCAGCUACUUAAAUUUUGCAAUUUGGUUUUCGAUUCACUACAACACGGUAUUUAUUGGGUAAAGCCCUGAGACACUGCAGAAAGAGCAGUUGGAAUGCAGAUAAACUGGUUGAGCACAGUCUUUAAUGUUCUUGUUAAAUGUGAGUCAAUUUUAACUUAAUUUUAAGACAUAACUUUCCAGGUGCUGCUAUUUCCAGUUAUUCUACUAACAACUGUUUUUAUUGAACUGGGAUUUGUUGAGAAUUGAUAAGGGUAUUACAUAUUUUGAGCCAAAACAGCCGAAUUGAAAAUAUUUCAGCGAUUUUGUCUAUUUCAAGAAAGGGAAGGCAGGGAAGCAGCACCUUCACAAGUGUCCUCAACUCAAAAAGAGAUGGAGCUUUAUGUAAAACAAGAGGACAUAUAAAACGGAAUAUGGUGUAUGUUGGUGAUUAUUAAUAAAAAAAAAAGGAAAUGCACUCACAAGCUUCUGGAGUUCGAAAUCAGUUCCAGAUAUAUGUGAUUGGACAGUACAAUCCCUGUCUGUGGAUAUAUUAAUCUUGGUCUCGGUCAGCAGCGUGUGGUGGUCCGCUUCACAGAAGUGGUUGCUUUCAAUAUGCCAUUUAUCACAGUGACAGUUCAUCAGCGUAUAAAAUCAGGUCUGGAUUAACACAGGGGCUGAUGUAGCUGCAGCUCCAGGCCCAUGCCCAUGGAAUAGGUUCAUUGAUUUAAAAAAAGUAUAUCAUUUUUUUUCUUGCCACCUAGCUGGUAAUUUACCGGCAUAGCCAAUAUUUGAGUAUUGCAGUAAUAUCGGCAAUACAAAUGCCGGUAAUUUUUUAAGUAUAAACGGAAAUUACUCUGCAAUACUGGCGCCGUGUGAAGAGAGGCAGGGAUAGGAAGUUACAGCAUAUCCCUGCCUCUCUCUACUUACUGAUCUGCAGGGGAGCAGCUACACAGCACAAAGAGUCCAGACAGCAGCUCCCAGUCUGCAGUGACAGCCUACAAUUCAGGUAAGUGAGGGAAUGGGGGGAAAAGGCUGCAGGGAGACAUGGAGACACUAGGGGACACUGGGAGACAUGGGGACACUGAGAUACUUGAGGACACUGGGAGACACAGAGACACUGGGACACUGUGAGACAUGGGGAAACUAAGACACUAGGGACACAGUGUCCUCAAGUCUUCCAGUGUCCCCAUGUCUCCCAGCCAGUGUCCCUAGUGUCUGUGUCCCCAUGUUACCCAGUUUUUUGAUGAUUUUACAGAAUUUUCUCUUCUGUCACUCCUUGUAAUUUACAUCAUGUGAUGUCAUGCAUACAUAAUUCAUUAUGCAAAUUAGUAAAACCAGUAUUUGUUUCCAAGAAAGGUGGCAAACCUAACUACUCUUCACAUACUCUUGCUUAAGUAUGAAAACUUAAGAGAGAUGUAUGGGAACAAAACUUGUGUGGACUGGCUGACAAUGAAAUGAGUUAAGGUAAUGCUGACUUUUUUGUCUCGAACACUGUGGCAUGUUCCCUUUCUUCUACACUCACUACAUAUACCUGUUCUCUGUCCCAGACUAUAUUCCAGUAGCUUCAGCCUGCUUGUAAGAUAAGAAAAAAAGUGGACAUGUGAGUUCUAGUGGACAGUCCUUAGAAAGCGUGGAGGGAGCGCAUCAUCAGAUACAUUUAUGCCAAGCUCAAGGUGCUGUCUGCAUAGUAUGCCCUUCAAAUUCUUUGGGCAGACAUUCCCCCUUUUUGGGCAUGUUCGCCCCUUUCAGCAGUUCUGGUUAUGGGAUUUGAAUCAGUAGCACACUCUUUUACCCCACCCAUUGACUUCAUGCUUCACUGGCCACUGCUGUUAGGAGGUAUGGAUUUACUUGAAAGAUUAAAGCAUAAAUUAGAGAUAAAUUAGCAUAGGGUAUGCGUUUUUCUUAUAGCUGCAUCAUAUGAGUUUCCCUUCAGCACCAUCUCCAUCAGAUACAUGACGCUUGGGAACUGUCACGGCAUUCAUUGUUGCACUAUAGAAUAUUGCUACUUAAUGUAACUUGCGUAGUGCAUACAUGAAUUGGCCACUUGGUAGAGGACAGAUGUCAGAAAGGGCAAAUUACAUUGGAAUGCGAUAGAGGUCAGAUGGUUUACAACAUGAAGUUCUCUUUUGAUUAAUCAAAGGCUCUGCAACGUGUGAAAUGUUACACUUGAGAAGCCUGUAUGUCUAGUUUCAAUGUAAAGUAACUGACUUUGACCAUAUGGCCUGUAACUCUUAAUUGAUUUCCUUGAUAUGUUAAUUAGCAUAUCAAAGGACCCUUGGUUCUGUGUCAUACCCAAAAGAAACAUGAAAAAUAACUCUCAGAUUAAUAAUCGUGCCUCAUUUUUUUGCAUAUUCAGAACAAGGAAAACAAGUCCUUCGCUCAGAAUGUAAAUAUGGGAGUUGCCAGAUAAGUUAUUUUGAAGGAAUUACAAAGUCCGACAUAUUAAGUCACAAGUAAGAAGUGUGACAUAUAUCUGGAAUUGAAAAAUGGUAACAAAUUCAUAGAUGCAAUUAAUGUUUCUGUGGCAAGCACAGAAGAGGAGAUAAAACCAAAUGUUUAUUUGAGGAUUGAUGUUGGUCUAGAAUGCCUGGGGGUGGUCACUUAUUGUUUCUAUAGGUACGCCUUAUCUCCACCUCUGAGAGAGGCUUGAAAACAUAAUAUGAAUCCAGAGAGUAUAUAUCCAAUGACGUGUAAAUGUCUAUUGUACUUGCUGGGGGCCAAAAUCUCAUUUUGAGUGAGCCACCACCUUUCCUUGAUAAAAAGAGAAGUAAGGGCUACGAAAGAGGCCUUAUAACAUUGGAUAAUCAGGAUUAUUAUUAUUAUUUUAUUAUUUAUAUAGCGCCAUCAGAUUCCGUAGCACUGUUCAAUGGGUGGACUAACAGACAUGUAAUUGUAACCAGACAACUGGACGUACAGGAACAGAGCGGUGGAGGGUCCUGCUCCAUGCGCUUACAUUCUAGAGGGUAUAGUGACACAAAGGUUAAAAGUAGGGGUACAAAGUAGGUUGUUAGAAAAGUAUUAAUUGAGGGCUUAGUAGGUAAUUUUCUGAAAGUUGCAGGAGAGGAGUCAUGGAGGGUGGGGGAUAAAAACCUGCUAUUAGUUUAAUUCAUAUUCUUUCUUGAAGAAGUGCAUUUUCAAAGAUCUUUUGAAUGAGUGGAGACUGGGUGAAAUUCUUACGGAGAAGGGGGUUCCAUAGAGGAGAUGCAGUCUUGGAGGUGAGCGUUAGAGGUGGGAGUAUGGACAGAGGAUAUACGUAGGUUUUUGGCAGAGCGUACGGGCCUCAACAGGACAUACUUGUGUAUUAGGGAGGAUAGAUAGGUUGGAGCAGCAUUAUGUAAGGACUUGUAAGCAAGCACCAGAAUUUAAAUUGAGCCCUAUAUCUAACUGGAAGCCAAUGCAGGGACUGACAGAGCCGGGAAGCGUGAGAGGUGCGGGCGGACAGGAAAAUGAGCCUGAGAAGAGUAUUGCAGUAGUACAGGCGAUAGAGAAAACAAGAGCAUGGACCAGCACCUUAGCCGCAUCCGGGGUUAAAUAGGGGCGGAUGCACGCUAUGUUUUUGAGAUGGAAGUGACAGGAUUUGACGAUUGAUUGGACAUGAGGGGUAAUGGAGAGGUUGGAGUCAAAAAGAACACCCAGGCAGCGAGCCUGCGAGUGAUGGUAGCUCUGUUGACUUGACGGGAGACCGACACGGGAGUAGUAACGCUUGAGGGAGGAAAGACCAGAAGUUCUGUUUUGGACAGGUUGAGUUUAAGGAAGUGAGCAGCCAUCCAUGUGGAAUUCGAAGAGAGGCAGUCAGAGACACGAGUCAAGAUGGGUGGAGAGAGAUCAGGAGAGGACAGGUAGAUUUGCGUGUUAUCCACAUAGAAAUGAUAACGGAAGCCAAAGGAGCUGAGUUUACCAAGGGAGGCAGUGUAGAUAGAGAACAGUAGGAGACCAAGGACAGAACCUUUGUGGACGCCGACAGAGAGUGGUUGGGGGGAAGAGGCAGAGUCAGAGAAAGAAAUACUGAAAGAGCGCUGGGAGAGGUAGGAGGAGCACCAGGAGAGAGCAGUAUCCCGUAGACCAAAAUUACGGAGAAUGUGAAGAUGUUGAUAAUCAACGGUGUCAAAGGCAGCAGUAAGAUCAAGGAGAAUCAGGAUAGAGUAAUGGCCGUGAGAUUUAGUAGCAAUUAAAUCGUUGGAUACUUUGGUCACAGCUGUUUUGACAGAAUGACCAGCAUGGAAUCCAGACUGAAGGGGGUCAAGCAGAGAGUUGGUUUCGAGAAAGUCAGUCAGUCUGGUGUACACAACUCUCGAGGAUCUUGGAGACAAAUGGCAGUAGCAAAAUAGGGCGGUAGUUGGAUGGGGAGUUGGGGUCAAGGAAUAGGAUCGAGGAUACAGGUGUUGGGGCGGGAGGACCAGAGCUGAGCAGAAACCUCUUCUGCUAUAGCAGGUGUGAAUGUGUGUAGUGUGGUGGAGAGAGUGGGGUUGGGUGAUGUAAUGGUAGGGGAAGGAGAUAAAUUAGCCAUCUCUUCUCUGAUUGUAGAGAUCUUCUCAGUGAAGUGAGAUGCAAAGUUUGUGGCGGACAAGGUGGUAGAAGGAGGGGGAUUAAAAGGGCGAAGAAGAGCAUCAAAAGUGUGAAAUAGGUGUUUGGGUUGAUGGGACAGUGUACUUAUGAGGGUAUUAAAGUAAUUUAAUUUUGCAGCGGAGAGAGCCAGGCUGUAGGAGUACAGCAUAAAUUUAUAGUGGAGUCAGAUGCAAAGUGAGACUUUCUCCAGCAGCGUUCAGCAGUUCUAGAACAGGAUGAGAAAAUAGUCCAAAUAAACGAGUCUUAACUGGAAUGAUCUUACCUCAGAUGAGAUAAUGUAUAAAAAGUCCUUACUGUCCUUGUCCAGUCAAAUGCACUCAUAUGAAAAGACAAAGCAUAUAGAGAACCAAAUAGUGUAAUAUGUACAGUCUAAUAUAUAAAAGAUGUUGAAAAGAAGGUAAUAAACGCACAUAUAUCAGAGCUAUAGCUAGCUCUAGUGUGAAGGGCAUACAGCAGUACAAUCCCCGCUUAUGAGAUAUGUAGUGAGCUUCUUCCGUCAGGGGUAUGUUCAACACUCAAGAGAAGGGUAAAAGGAGACACUGAUAGUGCUCACUGGAUAAAACAAUAGUAUUAAAAUAUAUAAAAUGGUUCUCACAAGAGAGGAACAGGGUAACUGCUCCUUGAUGAUAGCGUUGGUGGUCCCCGCCUAGGAUUUCUUGAAGUCCAGGAGGUUACAAAUGCCAGGUAAAAAUGAAAUCAAUAUAAGGUAUAUAAAAAGAUGAUUGGCACAGUCAGAGUGACCAAAAAAUAUUUAAUAGGCUAAAAUACACAAUAUAAAAUAUCCACAAAUGCAUUUUGCUUUUCUGGGCUUCUUCAAAUGUCACGCACAUUUAUGGAGUAGGGUUUGUUUCUGACAGGAGGUAUGACCGUUUUAGUGUUUUUGGUUUAUAAGAUUCUAUAAGAUUGUCAGCACCAGGCCCAAUGGGCUCUUAAUCUGGCCCUAUAUAAAAUGAAAAUAAAAACAAAAGAUAGUGCUCUCUGUAUAGUUAAAACGAUAAUAAAAUAAUAAAAGGAGUUAUACUCUCCUCCAAACAGAGAAUACAGUAAAGUUAUGCUCAAUCCUAUAUAGUUUAGGCUAGUGUGCAUGCAUGACAAUUGCCGUACCGCACCAUUAAGCAUCUCAACAUAUAGAUACAUUGACUCAAUGCAUGUCUAAGGGGAAUGUGUGAUUGCAUGAAUGCAUCAUAAAGUCCAUUUAGUAGCUGUCUGAAUGACAGCUGUUAGUGGUGGCUUUGGGGACAAAUGGGAAUACUGUCCUUUCUCAGAAAAGACAGUGUUUAUAAUUGUCAACCUGCAGGGACAGGCUAUUUGUACCACAACCACUACAAUAAGCUGUAGUGGUUCUGGUGCUUGGAGUAUCCCUUUUAUCAAUAUGUUUGUGAAGACUUCUUUAGCAUGGUCAUAAAUAAUCCUUCAAUUUAACAAGAGUGCUGAUAUUGGGAGGAAGAUUGGAGGAGCCAAGCAAAUUCAUUAAGUAAACCUGUACGAUACGUUCUUUUAAAAAAAGCAUUUAUCUUGGUUUGAGUAUGGUUUAAUUGGUGUGUCUGGUUAAUCGCUGCAGUGGAUGUGGUAAGUUAGUUCCUGUGAUUUGAAUAAUAAUAUUUAUGGUUAAAAGUAGUUAAUGCCCAACUUAAAAUUAAAAGUGGCUUUAGUCCACUUGAAUAUAGUAUGUUGUGUUUUUAUCGAAUAAAACAUACAGUAUACAAAGAUAUGAAUCUACAUUUAUUAUUCCAGUAAUAAUUUUGUGUGUCCUUAAAAUACAAGAUACAGCAGUGUACCUUUCUUUGUUACUCUGUGCACUUGGACUUCUGUAGCAUACAGAGCUCCACCGCCUAACACUCAUGGAUACGAGAUGUACAUAUCAGCCAGACUGUAUGUCUGAGGAUAGUGAAAGUUAUAGUCCACAGAGUCAUGAGUGCAGGUAUGCUAAACCCUAUGCAAGUACAAUAGGAAUGGAUGAAUGGUUCCCUCCAACCUUAAAGGAAAACUAUAGUGUUAGGAAUACAAAGCUGUAUUCCUUACACUUCAGGAACACUCUGCCUGCCCCUCUCUCAUCCUUUUUUCACUUAAAUAAUUCCAGUGCUGAUGUCCCUCAGUGCUGACUCGGGCUGCUCCUCCUCCAUCAGACGAUGGAGGGGACCUAAUGAGCGGCAAGUGCUGCAAGCAUAAAUAGACACAUUGAUACACCCACAGACACACCGAUACACACAAAUAUACACACAGAUGCACACAGUCACAAUGAUGCACACAGACACAAUGGUACACACAGAAACACUGAUAUACCCAAAGACACACUGAUACACACAAAAAGACAUACUGAUAGACACAAGUAGACAUACUGAUACAUACAAAGAGACACACAGAUGCACACAGACAUAAUGAUAUACACAAAUAAGCACACAGAUGUACACAGACACGAUGACAUACACAAAUAGACACACAUAUGCACACAGACACAAUGAUACACACAGACACAAUGAUAGAGAAACACUAAUACACCCACAGACACGCUGAUACACCCACAGACAGGCUGAUAUACCCACAAACACACUAAUACACCCACAGACAAACCGAUACACAAAAAUGGAUACACUGAUACACACAGGUGCACACAGACACAAUGUUAUACACAAAUAGACUUACAUAUGCACACAGACACAAUGGUACACACAGACACAAUGAUACAGAUGCACUGAUACACCCACAGACACCCUGAAACACCCACAGACACAAAUAUAUGGGUUCAGACACAGAUACGCACAAAUAGUCACAAAGAAGCACACAGACACAGAUACACACAAACAGACACACAGAUGCACACAGACACAAUAAUAUACACAAAUAGACACACAGAUGCACACAGACAUAAUGAUAUACACAAAUAUACACACAGAUACACACAGACACAAUGAUAUGCACAAAUAGAAACACAGAUGCACACAGCCACAAUGAUAUACACAAACAGAUGCACAGACACAAUGAUAUACACAAAUAGAAACACAGAUGCACACAGUCACAAUUAUACACACAGGCACAAUGGUACACACAUACACAAUGAUAUACACUUAUAGACACACAGAUGCACACAGACACACUGAUACACCCACAGACAGAUUGAUACACACACAUAUACACACAGAUGCACACAGACACAAUGGUACACAGGGCUGACAUCAUCAAAGGGGGCCCAGUCACGCUAUUAAAGUGCGUGGGCCACCCAAUGGCCUGCCUCAGCAUGCCCCCAAAAAGUACCACCCAGGGUCGACCGCCCUCCCCACCCCCAGCUAUGCCACUGUGUGGGAGGCAUAAUGUAGAUAGUAAUGAUGAAUUGGCAGAGAAUGAUGGCAGUUGCAGUCCACAGUAACUUGAGUGCUAAUAAUCUGUAAUCUUAUUUACAAAAUAUAAAAUGGCACAGAUUACAAAGGUGAUGCACUCUUAUGAAUAGGUCAGAAUUACAGUGUCACUCUUUUUCAAUAGCUCCCAUGAACACAACUCACAAUAUGUGAUUAAGAUGUUUUAAUUCAUUCAAAUUGCCCCAACAUAAAUGCAACACUCUUAACUGUAUUUUCUUUGUUAUGCUUUUCAGAACAUGUCUGUAGUGGUUGUGGGCAUUUUUCUAUCCAAAAUGUGAACUUCAUUGCCAAAAACUUUGUGUAUAUUCUCCAAUGGGAGAACAAAGGACUGGAACCAAAUGUGACUUUCAGCAUUGAAUAUAAAAGGUAUGUUUGGUAAAUUAAACUGUAUAUGAAAAUGAAACAAAGUCUAAAGAUCUCCGUUGCUGAUCAGCAUAACUAGAUCUGGAUCAUUCAGACUGCAAAAUAUGGACAUUGUGCACAUGAUUUAUGUCCAGCCUCUCAAUUCCAGGGAAUCUAGACCAGAUUUCUGCCUGUACGAUGCAAUCGAACGGCUGAAAUCCAGAACCCAAUUAUGGUUGUACAAAACUUAAAGAACUAACGUAGUGCCCUGAAAACAAACUUGUUUUCUUGGGACUAUGUAGUCCUUAGGUCCCCCACACCCUCAUGGCCCCCUUCCCGCUGGGCUGAAGGGGUUAAAACGCGCAUUAAAAACUCCCCCCCUUAGGAAAGCCCCCUUAAGUAGCCCACUUAUUAUUAUUAGCCAACAACAAUUUUCUCCUUCCUCUAUUUUUUAUUUUUCUUAUUUCUCCUAUUUUACAAGUACCCUGCUCCUUCUUUCUCCUAUUCUAUGGACGUCAGCAUCUUCUCACUGUGAUUUUCACAGUGAGAAUCGUGGAAGCGGCCACUAGAGGCUGGAUUAACCCUCCAGUGUAAACACUGAAGGUUAAUCCAGCCUCUAGUGGCUGUCUCACUGACAGCCGCUAGAGGCGCUUCCAUGAUUCUCACUGUGAAAAUCACACUGAGAAGACACUGGACGUACAUAGGAAAGCAUUAAGUAAUGCUUUCCUAUGGGCGGUUUGAAUGCUGCGCGCGGGGGUAGGAGAGGUCACCAGUGCCAAGGGAGCCCGACGCUGGAAAAAGGUAAGUGGCUGAAGGGGUUUUAACCCCUUCAGCCCAGCGGAAGGGGGGCCCUGAGAGUGGGGGGAACCUAAUUACCCUAUAGUGUCAGGAAAAUGAGUUUGUUUUCCCUGCACUAUAGUGGUCCUUUAAGCUGUUAACAUGUAUAUUAUAUCAUAGAAAUAACCACAUUUCAACUACAUUUUCUGUUCGUACUCCUGAAAAUCACAAAUUGAAAAUCAGUUAUUUAAACAGUUUGUUUAUCUUUAGCAAAUUCAGACUCGAAUAAUCAUGAUAGUGUAAAUACUGUCUAUAACCUGGGUAGUCAACCUCUUUUUACCUACCGCCUACUAAUGCAUCUUUCUUGAUGGAAAAAGUUCCUUACCAACAACCAGUUUUCUAUAUAUUUUUUUUACUUCUUUUCCUUCUUUAUUUUAUAUUAUAAGUAAACAAAACUUAGCUUGCCAAAACAUGAGCCAAUCUACACACUAUGCUUCUGCCUUCCCUACUUUCUCACCUGUGCAUCAGCUCCCCUCCUCAAUUUUCCCCCCCUUUUUUCUAUUUUUUCUUCCUUUUUUCUCCUUUUCCUUUAUUCUUUUCUUUUGCCUUCCUUAUAGCAAUGCCCAGCAGAAAGGCUGAGCUAGGUAGCCCAUUUAUUAUUAUUAGCCAACAACAAUUUUCUCCUUCCUCUAUUUUUAUUUUUCUUAUUUCUCCUAUUUUACAAGUACCCUGCUCCUUCUUUCUCCUAUUCUACAAGUGCUCUGCUACUUCUUUCUCUUUUUUUACAAGUACUCUGCUCCUUCUUUCUCCUAUUCAACAAGUACUCUGCUCCUUAUUUCUCCUUUUAUACAAGUACUCUGCUCCUUCUUUCUCCUUUUCUAAAAGGACUCAGCUCCUUCUUUCUCCUUUUUUUACAUGUACUCCGUUCCCUGCUAUAGUGUAUCCCCCUUCUUCCAACUCCUCCCCUUCCUCUACACGCGUGUUACACUCGUUCGUGCACACGCGCGUUCGUAUAUGUGCACACGCUCAUACAUGCGCACACUCUCGUACAUGCGCACACGCGUUUGUGCGCUUGCAUGUGCACACCCGCACUUUCUGCUAACCACUGAGUGCGCAAGAGAUGGAUAGAGCAUUCAUCUCUCUGGAUGGGAGGGGGGAUUCUGCUUGUGCCGUAGAACCCACUACUGCCCACCUGGAAUCCUGAAACACGCGAUUGUACAGAAUAAACUGACUAGUGCACAUAAAUAAAUAUGUUUACCUUAAAAGAUAUAUAAUACAGGUUCUUUCUUAAAAGAGUCUUUUUGCCUAUAUUAAAUAAAACAAAUACACAUAGUGUGACCUGUAUUUAAACAAAUAUUAUGAAUAGGAGGCAACAGAGGGUUGUAUUAAAGGAAUAUAUUCGAAGCUUGGACUUGUCAUCAGUGGGGUACCUCAGGGAUCUGUACUUCGACCCAUUCUCUUUAAUAUUUUUAUUAGUGAUAUUGCAGAAGGUCUUGAUGGUAAGUUAUGUCUUUUUGCUGAUGAUACUAAGAUAUGUAACAGGGUUGAUGUUCCAGGAGGGAUAAGUCAAAUGGCAAAUGGUUUAGGUAAACUAGAAAAAUGGUCAGAAUUGUGGCAACUGACAUUUAAUGUGGAUAAGUGCAAGAUAAUGCAUCUUGGACGUAAAAACCCAAGGGCAGAGUACAGAAUAUUUGAUAGAGUCCUAACCUCAACAUAUGAGGAAAGGGAUUUAGGGGUGAUUAUUUCUGAUGACUUAAAGGUAGGCAGACAAUGUAAUAGAGCAGCAGGAAAUGCUAGCAGAAUGCUUGGUUGUAUAGGGAGAGGUAUUAGCAGUAGAAAGAGGGAAGUGCUCAUGCCAUUGUACAGAACACUGGUGAGACCUCACUUGGAGUAUUGUACACAGUACUGGAGACCGUAUCUUCAGAAGGAUAUUGAUACCUUAGAGGGUUCAGAGAAGGGCUACUAAACUGGUUCAUGGAUUGCGGGAUAAAACUUACCAGGAAAGGUUAAAGGAUCUUAACAUGUAUAGCUUGGAGGAAAGACGAGACAGGGGGGAUAUGAUAGAAACAUUUAAAUAUAUAAAGGGAAUCAACACAGUAAAGGAGGAGACUAUAUUUAAAAGAAGAAAAACUACCACAACAAGAGGACAUAGUCUUAAAUUAGAGGGACAAAGGUUUAAAAAUAAUAUCAGGAAGUAUUACUUUACUGAGAGGGUAGUGGAUGCAUGGAAUAGCCUUCCAGCUGAAGUGGUAGAGGUGAACACAGUGAAGGAGUUUAAGCAUGCGUGGGAUAGGCAUAAGGCUAUCCUAACAAUAAGAUAAGACUAGGGACUAAUGAAAGUAUUUAGAAAAUUGGGCAGACUAGAUGGGCCGAAUGGUUCUUAUCUGCCGUCACAUUCUAUGUUUCUAUGUUAAGAGUAGUCGGCAAAUUCACAAUUUUUAGAGCCUAUUAUAAGUUGGCUCUGGACUUAUGGUGCAUUUCAUCUCACUUCAGGAGAUUUGUAGGUAGUAAUUCAGCAGGCACACUCACAGGAACUCAGCAACUCGAUGGUUUAAUGUAACAAAGAUUCCAGGGUCCAAGGUGAAAAUUAAAAGUAAAUAUUUAUUUGACUUUAGUAAAAGUAUAAAGAAUAAUAAAAGCACAAUGAGUUUCAACCUAUAUAAGGUCUUCCUCAGGUGCAGGUAUCUCAUUCACUGAAUAUCCAUCAUUUAUAUAUGUAACAUACUUAAUUACAAAAUAAUAUCACUUGUGUUAAUUGAAAAAACAAAUUCCCUCCCAUUUCCAAAUAUGGUCUGGACAGGAUGUGGUUUGCCACCCCUAAUAUGGGCCCAAUCCUGUUCCAGACAUAGCCCAGUGCCCUCCCAAACAUGUCCAAUCAAAAAAAAAAAAUGUAAAAAAUGGUCUGGACAGGAUGUGGAUAUGGUCUAGACAGGAUGUGGUUUGCCAUCCCCAAAAAGGCGCCACAUUCUGUUUCAGACAUAGCCCAGUGCCCUCCCAAACAUUUCCUCUUCCAUUUUUUCAUUUUCUUCUUCUCCUUCUUUCCCUUUUCUUUGGCCGUCCUCGCGUCGCGUCACUUCCGGUGAUGUACUUCCAGUUUUUGGCAUUCAGCGUCACUUCCGGUUGCGCGCACAUCACCGAGUUCAAUAUCCCUUUGAAGUCCUAGGGCAGUGGCAUUGAACCUCCGUAGUCCAUUAUGGUGAUAGGCAUUCAUGUCCAUAGUGUCCAUAAAAUACAUAUGUGGGGGGAUGUGAAUAACAUAAAAACAUAGGUAAAUAUAUAUACUAUAUAAGGCAUUUAAAAUACGUCUAAGUAUAUCAUCAGCAUUAUAAAACUCUUAUUUCCAGUGAUAAAUUAAUAAAUAAAAAAGGUGAUAAAAGAAUCGUGGAAAAAAUCCAUAAAAGCAUACAGACAUAGACAGAGAGGGAGAUAUGGUUCAAUAUUGGAGAACUAUAGGAUACAACUGAUCUCAAAAUCUAUAUUUAACCCUAACGGAGUUAGUGUUCUCAUUUCAAAAAUCCAGUUUGACUCUUGUAAACUCAGUUUUUUCCCCAAAUCUCCUCCUCUCCAAUGUUUGUUUACUUUCUUCUUAUUUCAGCGCUGCUUUAUUUAUUCUACUUUUCUGGAAUCCUGAAAUGCCCACUAGCAGACAGUAGGGACCAGGUUGACGACCCCUUGUCUAUAAUAAACUGAUUGUAUAAUGAACCAAUAAAUAAGAGGGGGAGGGAGGGUUCUAUGUAUAUUUAAAUUAACAAAUUUGAAAAUGUGCAAAAAUCUUAGCAUACAAACAUCCAGAAAGCAACAUGCCAUUAAAGGCAGGGGAUCUAUAUCUGUAUAUCAUCAUCAGACAUUCCUUGGAUUAUUUUUUAGGAAAUAUAAAAGUAUUAUUCUGCAUGUCAAAUGUGAAACCCUGUCAGAUUAAUCACAAAAACAUUUAUUUUAAAAAUAUCAGAAUAAUGCACCAGCAGGGUUAUUCACUAUAGUGGUCCUUUUUUGAAUUUCAAAUUUAAGGCCAAGGUAGCUGGACUGGAACGUAUACCUGACUUGUUGGAACGUAUACCUGAAAUGUUCCAGUUUGGCAAUUUUAAUCUAUAAUUUUAAAUUUAAUUUGAAUUUCCUGUACAUUCCUGGCAAUUUUCACUUUAGUGAAUAACUCAGAGGUCAUGUAUACAUGUUCGUGUUACCCAACACAAUUUAAAAAAUUAAAAUAAAAAACAGCCAGCAAACCUGAUGUUGAACAUAAAAACAACUAUAAUUGAGUUUUCUCACCUAUCUCUUCCCAAGAUGAGAUCUUCACAAAAUAAAGUCUUAUAUGUUUCUUUGAUGGCAAGAAAUUGCAUUCUAUCCAAGUUUGACAUAGUAGACUCUCCAAUCCUGUCCAAACCAUGAAUUUACCAGCAUGCCCAGCUUCUACUUGAGGGCCGCACAGUAGACUCUUAAUUUCGCUUUGAAGCACCCAAUUCCAUAAACAUUAUUGGCACAUGCAAGUAGAUAGCUUUAGCAUGUUAAUCCAUAGAAGGGGCUACUGAAUUCACUGGACAGUUUUAUAUUUCUGUUUCUAAACAUUUUAAUAAACUUUAAUGCUUUAUAAACUCUUUGGUGGAUUGUCACUAUUGCACAUAAUACAGACUUUCUCUUCACCAAGGUGCUCUGUUUUGUACUUUUUUUUUUAUUUUUAAUUUUUUACUUUUGCUGUGCAUAUGAAAAUACAACAUGCAUGGGGUACCCCAAAGGCAAUCCUCAUGCGUUAGUUUUAAAACACUUAUAACAGUGGGGGGUGUGAUGAUACAUGCACAUUUUUAUGGUGAGUAUAUAAGAUUAUUCAUGUUGUAUGCAGCUUAGUGUUAUGUAGAGUAGAGUAGUGAUAAUCAGACGUUAAGCUCAAGUUGGUUGGGCAUCAGCAUAAACAAUAAUAUUACAUCUAAAGCCAAAGCUACAGUGAGAGGUUAUUCGCUCCAUCAAAAGUGUGGGUGAGCGUGUGUAUGCUAUACUUUAUUCAAGGUAACAGUGUCCAACCUAGAGUUGUCAGAGUCCAGGCCGUUGAUGGGCUUUAGGAGAUGGGCUGGUGAGUGUGUGCUUAGCCGUCCUCAGCCAAUGCCCCUUGCCUGUUGCCGUGAACAGUCUGGUUCCCGGUCAGCUUUAGCAGUUCUCCUCUCCGAUGUGAGGGAGCGUGGGUUUCCCUGCUCGUGGUGCAGGCGCUGUGUGUAGCGUGACAGGUCCCUGUCCCUUCGGUUCCGAGCUGUUAAGGGAGCUGGUUCCCUCUGUCCAUGGAUCCUCCUCCGUCGUGAGGCAGGAUCGUGGAUCCCCGGGGUUUCCGGCAUCCUGUCAUCCCUGCGGGUAGUUGGACUGCGGCCUGGAGAUUCCUCCAGUUGGGCUCCCGGCCCAGAAGAUGGACAGGUGUCCGCUGCUGGUUGGCAGGUAGGUCCCAUCUUGGGAGGGGUAGGCAGGGGUUCACGUUGGGCAAUGUGGUCCCAGAAGGCUUGACAGCGUCAAACCAGGCUUCGAAGACCUCCCUCCAGCUCUGGUCUGUCUGGCUUGUUGGGCUGCACUGCUAUUGCGAUGCGGCGGCCAUCUUGAGGUGUUGCGUGGCUCACCAAGUUUUCCCGCAACGGCCUCUUGGCUUUAGCUUUGUGUGUUUCAGGCGCCCUGUGUGGUCAGGAGCUUGGUUUCUGAACGUCUGCUCAGCCUGGAAGCUAGGCUCCGACCCCUGUUUUGUACUUUUAAAUAAGCCUGGAUAUACAUGAAAUAUAAAAUAAAAGCCUUUGAAUUUCUUUUGUACAUUAUCAUUAGGUUUACUUGAAGCCGUAUAUAUAAUGUCGACUUAUCCCAUAUUUACAGACAUAAACCUAGAACCCUUACCCUUUAAUAUAUAUACUUACAUGUGGGUGAGGCAAAGGUAUGCUAUGUAAACUUUUUGGAGAUUAUAUCAAUAUAAUUUAGUGAUACAAUAAAUUUGUUUUGAGACUAAACGAAUGCCACAAAUAAGCUGUUUGAUGUCUUUCUGUACUCUAGAUAUGGAACUAAACAAUGGAUUGUAAAACAAGAAUGUCAAAAUAUAACCAGACUUUACUGCAACCUCACAGAUGAGAUCAUGAGUGAUGAGGAUAUGUUCAAGGAACAAUAUCUGGGCCAAGUUAGAGCAUGGUCUACAAACUGCUCUUUGGACUGGGUAGUGUCAAAGAGGAUGAGCCCAAUAGAUGACAGUAAGUAAAAAGCACUAUCUAGUAUUCACAAAGAUAUAUUUUACCAUUCCUGCUUAAUUAAAAUGCCUUACCUUCACAUCAGCAAACAUUUUUAUUUUACGAGGGCUGUUGUGUUUAUGAUCUGUGGAAUGCUUCAUUAAGGCGUAAGUCAGACAUCCAUUCUUUCAUUUUCCUGUAGCAUACAUUGAUAAUAUAGAACUAAACAUCAUUGAAGGUGUCCGCUCGGUAAGAAUCUUCGUUCAAGUUCCUACCAUACCAAUGAAUACUGAAGUGAUGAUCACUGAACAACUCUAUAGCAAUGGCUUGUUUGCCUAUUACAUGAGCUUCAGCAGUAUGAAGGAACAAGUCAUAGUAAGUCAUAUUUUUCAUGAUUUUUAUCAAUAACUUCUAAACAUUACGUUUUCUCGAAAGCAACUACAUUAUUAAUACUACACUUAAUGUCAACUGUAUGAACAGUCUCAUACUCUAUAACCAGUGUUGUAGUAUUUGAACAAUUUCACAUUCUAUACCGCUGUUAUACUACACGAACGGUCUCAUAUACUAAAACAGGUUUCAUACAAUAUGAACAGUUUCAAAGUCUAUACCAGUAGCCUAUCUAUAAAGUUUUAAGGGUUGCAGAUGCUACCAGACCUCUAGUCUCCCAAGGUAGUGAAGUGAAUGGAGGGAUUUAAGUCACUGAUAUAAAUGCUGAAAUAAAUUGAAAUGCAAUAUCUCCUUCUAGUGGCAGAAAAUCCAGACAAACAAUACAUUUAACAUUACGGGCUUGAAUCCUGGUACUACGUAUAAUGGAAGUGUGUACAUUAUGAUCCACAAUGAAAGAAAAAGUGACAUUAAGCAAUUUUUUGUCAAAACACUUCCAGGUAAUGUAAACUAACUUUACUUUUAUUUAAUUUAAUUUCCAUGUAAAGCCUGACUAUGAUCUUUUUAAAUGCCCCCAGAAGAUAGUUGUGUAUGUUUUUUUUUUCCUGCUGUCAUACUGUCGUGUAUGUAUGCUUUUUUUCCUUCUUCUCCUUAAAGUAACUCUCAAAGCACCAUAACCACUACAGCUCACUGUAUUGAUUAUGGUGCCUAGAGUAUCCUGGUACAUCCUCCCCAUUGUAAUAAAUCAAACUGUUUUAAAAUGGUUUCACUUAUUACCAGGGGCCUGCCAGACACCAAUCCCCACCUACAUGACUUCUGUUAGCCUGUUCUAUGAGCUAUGCUGGCUUUGUGUGUCAUUGGCUGAGAGAGUAUGGCUUUCUAUUUUCAGCAGUGGAGGCAUAGACCAGCUUCUAGUGGGUCCCAGGUAUGAAGUAAAACUGUUUUAAAACAGAUGAUUCCUUACAUUGAAGGGCGGGUGACGGGGCACUUCAAGUAACAUAUCCACUACAGCUUGCUUGGUAAUUGGAAUGUUCCUUUAAUAUCACUACUUUAUAAUAGUUUUCUAGUAAAAGUCGGCCCAAAAUCAAUAUUGCUUAACUGUUACUGAAGAUACAGAUAUUAAUAAUUGUACCUAGAAAUGACUAAAAGAAAUGGCAAGAAAGUUAUUCCUUCCUUCUAGGAGUAGGAAAUGUGGAUCUUGGAAAAAAUGUAAGGUCCUCACCAUGGAAUAGGUGUAUUCAGCCAAAAACAGACUAGCGGAAAAGUAGAGAUUUCAUCGGAAAAAUGGGGAAACAUGUUUUCACUUUUGGGAAGUCAUGGAGUAGAUAUAACUAAAUAACCCACCACGAAGAAUAAAUCUAUGGCCCCAGAGACUCUGCAUUGAAUUAAAAAACAUGGAAUCUCUUUGUUAAACCUUAACAUAGUUAUUCACUAGUGUAAAUUGUCAGGAAAUUCAAAGUGAAUUUCACUUUUUUUUUUUUUAAAUAGCGAAAUUGGAGAAAAUGCUCAUAUUUUCAGUUUGAAUAUUUUUGGAUACAAUUUAGAGUUCCCUUUGAACUCACACUUUAUCAAAUAAUGCUGUCAGAGAUUGCAGAUUUUUUAAUACAACAUGCAUGCCGAGAUAAAAGGUAUCACUAUGUUCCAAGAUACUUGUGGCUCCACCUCCUGCUGGGUGCAAGACUUUGGUGAAUUGUAACUCCACAUUAACCAUACCUACUCAUACCAGCCACGGGGUGCAGUGUUAGGCUAAGAAAUGUAGUUUAAUCAUUUUGUUUUCUAUUUAUUGCUAUAGAUCCCUCAAUGGUUGGACUAGUUGUGAUCUUACUUGCAGUUUCUGCUGGUCUGUUCUUUGGAGUAUUACUAUGUCUAACUUAUAGAUAUGUGAAACAACAGGGUCCAACACCAAGUGCUUUGGUAAGUGUCAAUGACAUGAGAUACGGAAAAGGUUUGUGAGUAUCAAGGAAAUAUCUUGGUGUCUGCAACUGGUAAUGCCAUGGAGGCUAGUGAGGCUUGUACCAGAUGAAUAAUGAUUUAGCCCCUUCAAAGCACGGGCUCAGGGAAAUCCCAUGUUUUCAUGAUACAUGUUAGUAUGUGAUGAAGGUUCUUGGGGAAUUGUCAAGUAUCACGAGUGUAACCGUUGAUACUAAGUUACAGGUUUACAUGGGAGAGCAGAAAGCACUUCUGCCCAGGAGCAGACCAUCAGUGUGGCUCCUGUGAGCUUUGGCCGUUAAAAGCAUUGCCACUGCUUAUCAUAUCAACACUCUGAACACUGGGGCACACAAGAGAAACAUACACCGCCUGCACCUGGAAGAGGUACAGAACAAAUACACUGGAUCAUGUGUAAUUUGCACUGUUAUUGUUUCUUAAUUUCUCCAAAUCUAUUGCUAUAAUCAUGGUUAUCAAUACAAUCUCACAGAUCUGUCCCUGAUAAUGAUAUAUACAGAAAUUUUGAUUCUAGAUACAUUUCCUGGUUUGCAUUCCAUUGCAGGUCAGGUUUGAAUUACACAAUACAUCAAUACCACUACCAGACAUACUGGUUUAGUUGCAUUCCGAAUUAUUGUACUAAUACCGUCUCUAACGUGAAGCUGGAGUGUUACUUAAAAGAAACCUGACGUUGAUCAAACCUUUUACAGCUCUAAUCUCGACAGCCAUUCAAAAUGUUAACAUGGAAUGCUUCAUUCCAAAGAGUAGAAUACUUUGUCCUUGAAAUAAAUAUUAGAGAGAAAAAUGACGUAUGUUACUUGGUUUAUUAAACUAUACAAACUAGUAUGUCAUAAUUAUAACUAUUCAAAAUAACUUGAGUGUGCAUAUAUUCUCAUUUACUGCCAAUAGAAACACAAUUCUAUUAAAAAAAUAAAGAGACAAAACUAAAAAAAUGUAAUUAAAAGAAUAUUCAUUUACUCCAACUAUUUAUUUAUUCAAUACCACACUAUAAGUGGGUGUUGAAAUUACAGGGACUGGUUUACAGGGAGCUUAGAACCUUUAUCGCAUUUAACUAAAAUUUAAGAGAAAAGCAGGUGAUAAAUCAGACUCGUCCACUCACAUUAUUAAACCUUCAUCCUACUUCAAAUGGGACCAAGGUAGAGGGAUAUGUCCCAACAGCCUCACAGGUUAAAAAAGAGCCAGGGGGAAUUCACUCUGUUUUUAUUUACGCUAUGCCAGUUGUUGGCUGAUGGAACAUCAAAUAUAAUCAAUACGUCAAAUAUAAUCAAGAAUGAAAACACAUUUCUCAUAUAACAUGUUUUUGAUUAACUGAAAUUCAAAAGUGCUUUUAUUUCUGAAGAAUCUUUCAACUAAUCCAAAUUCCAGUGAUUUUUAUGUCAAAGAAUGUUUUUGACGCACCCAUAAAUUCAGAAUAAAAUUGAAAAAAUGCAUGUGCAUGUAAAAAAUGUUUAACUGUAAUUAUGAGAAGCUCACAUAAGUUAAAUCUAAGAAAAAUUGGAUGGUGUUUUUCUAGUGGCUUAAAUGCAAUUAUAAAAAAUAAACUAUCCUUUCUAGAAAACAAAUACAUGGUUGUACGAAAAUGCCAAAUUUGUAUAAACAUGUACAAACUGGUUUGCUCAACUUCAAAAGGUUACUCCAAGUGCCAUGACCACUUUGGUAUUUUGAAGUGGUCACAGUCCUUGAAGUCUGUAUGUGCAGAGUGUCAGUUUAUUUCCUAGCACAUUGCUACCAGAGGUGUAAUUCCAACUCAAGCAGUGUUAUUAGUUAAGCAUGUAUAGGUAAAGGUUUUUUGUUGUUUUUCCCCCCACUUUUUACAGGGAUCGGCAUAACUUGUCAGUAAGGGCUAAUCCAUCCACAAACAGUGUCAUUGUGAGAACACUGUUUGUGGUUGGAUGGGAUUAACCCUUUCAAGUUAAACUUUUACUACUUAACAUAAUCUCCACUCCCCCUUCGUGAUCACAUUAAAGAGGUAAGAGUUACACUAGCAACCAUAGUGCAUGUGCUGUGGUUGCUAUGGGUGGAGAGCAGAGGGACCUCAUAUGGAUGGUCCCUGUCUCUCAGUUCCUCGGCAUUGAGUGUCUGCUGAGGAAUUGAGAGACAAAUGGGAGAAAACCUUAUUUUUAAAUAGUUUUUUUCCCAAUCUAUACAUUUGCUAGCACAAUGUGUGGAUGAAAUUUCAAACUCUUUUAAAAGAGCAAUAGUAAAACUAUAGAAUAGUUUCACUUCAAAAUAAUUUAAUCAUAUUACUGUUCAGAAGUUUUUUGUGGUUCUAAUAAUUAAUUAUCAAGAAUCAAAUGUAAUAUAACCCCAAAAGUAAACAAUAAUUUGUAUUUCCCAGGACUUUGGAAAACCUUUGUUCUUUCAAGCAAUACAUUUAACAAAGGAGAAGGUGAAUAGUUUAUAUGCAAUUCCAGCAGCAUCUGUCCAAUUUAAGGAACAAUGGUUUGACAAACUUAAGGACAUGCCAACCAACACAGGGCCAGCUGUUUACAGUGCUCAGUUUGAAAACCCAUCCACAAGUGGACAAACAGAUGCCCUGCUUCAUAAACCAACCUCAUAUAUUUGUCAACAAGAACAGCCUGUAAAGAUAAAUGGCAAGACCAACUCAUCAGAUGAUUAUGGGAUUAUUGAGGACAGGACAGUUUAUACAAAACCUAUAUUAGUCGAAAGCACAGUUUUUGGGAAGCAGGCCUACGUCCAUCAAAUGGACAGGCACUCAAACUUUGACCACCUAGAAGAAACUCUUCUGAAUAAUGAUGAUGAGACCAAGGAACAUAUUUGUCCACUCAUAUCGGAGUUGGAGGGUAGUGUGUUCCACCUAUUAUCAAAGAACAUGGACACAUGCGGACCUCAAGCAUUGUUAUCGUCUGUUAAAGUCUAUGGCACGGUGGAACAAAAAGAGGAACAGAAAGUAGACUUUCUUUCAGAAAUUAGAAAAUUUGAUGAACGGUUUUAUAUUAAAACAGAAGAACAAGUAUUUGAAGAUUAUACGUUGGAAUAUGUAGGAAAACUCAACAACACUUUUCAAACUCCUCUUAAUUACACAAGAAAAAAUGGGAUGGAAAGUACAUGUGAAUGCCAUCAACCUUACAAAUUACAGCACUGAUAUAAAUCUGGUUAUGAUGUUGUUUCAUAAAUAACUACUAUUAUAAAUAAAUACUAUACAUAAUAUAACAUACAAAAUGUUAUGUAAUUGUGUAUUUCAAUAUGUGAUCUGUAGUGUCUUAAACAUUUUGAUUUGACCUCCAGCAUUUUUUUUGAAAACCCAAGCUAUAUAACAUGACUGGUUUGAUAUCCCCAAACAUUGUACAGUGAUAUUAUUAUUAUUUUGUUAUGAAGCAAUGAAGCGUAUUAUGCGUUUUCCAUGAAGGCUUAUCAGUGGACAUUUUCUGUAUAUUUAAAGUAAAACAAAGUAAGAUAAAAUUUGUUUCAAGAAUGUUUCAAUUUCCACACAACCCUAAGAGCAAGUUCUGCUCUAUUCAUAAACAAUUUACUGAAUCUCU
Pelobates cultripes (western spadefoot toad) is the source of this 31995-nucleotide messenger RNA. The record is from the annotation of a GenBank genome assembly. NCBI's taxonomy places the organism in Eukaryota, Metazoa, Chordata, Amphibia, Anura, Pelobatidae.